Molecule: messenger RNA, 3449 nt
Organism: Actinia tenebrosa (Australian red waratah sea anemone)
Lineage: Eukaryota; Metazoa; Cnidaria; Anthozoa; Actiniaria; Actiniidae
Product: coronin-7
Molecular function (GO): protein binding
Source: RefSeq, a predicted model, not a curated record
GGCAGGAAGGGCAGGAAGCCGAAAAGUGGAGUCAGACACAGGGCGACAUCAAGUCAAAAACUAAUAUAAAACUCCCUUGAAUAAAUCAACUUAGCUUCGAAGCCGACCAACAAGCUCAAAAAUGAAUCGGUUCAAGAUGUCCAAGUUUCACAACGCUGCACCCAAACCAAUCAAGCGAGAGAAUUGUUAUUUGGACCUCCAUAUUGGUAAUUUGAAAGUGUCUUAURGCAACUUCAUCAAAGCAAGCACUUCUCAUUUGGCUUUUAAUGUUGAACAUGGAGGAGGAGGAAGUCUUGGAGUGUUGAGUCUUGACCAAAUUGGACAUAGAGACAACAAACCUCCUCAUCUCAUGCAUUGCCAUACAGAUUUUGUGACAGACAUGGACUUUUCACCAUUUGAUGAAAAAUGCCUUGCUACAUGUUCCUAUGAUUGCACAAUAAAAUUGUGGGAAUUACCAGAACAUGGUGAUGAAGAAAGUCCUUCACCUAUUAUUGUAUUACCCCAACAACCUAAUCGUGUUGAGAAUGUUCUCUUUCAUCCGAGUGCAAGUGAUGUAUUAGCAAGCACUUGUUCAAAGACACUUACUGUGUGGGACCUGGAAAAGGGACAAGAAAAGUACACAAUGAAUAACCAUGAAGACGUGAUUCAGAGUAUGUCUUGGAAGGGUGAUGGCUCAUUGAUAGUAACAUCUAGCAAGGACAAAAAGAUACGUAUAUUUGACCCAAGAGCCUCCRAGUGUGCAGGGGAAGGGAAUGGACUUGGUGGUAUAAGAGACUCUCGUAUUGUAUGGUUAGGAAACAGAGACCACAUCCUAGGCACUGGAUUUACCAUGUCAAGAGAACGUCAAAUAGCAGUUUGGGAUAUCCAUAAUCUGAACACACCAUUAGAGAGUGUUGAUGUAGAUUCUAAUACAGGAAUUCUCAUGCCAUUUUAUGACCCUGAUAGUGACAUGUUAUUGGUGGCUGGCAAGGGGGAUUCAAGCAUAUCAUUUUAUGAAGUCAAAGAGAAGGGUAAUCCUUAUUUACAUCAAGUAUCGGGUAUAAUGACUGAAGGACAGACUAAAGGCAUGGCAAUGGUACCAAAGGCUGCACUAGAUGUGAUGUCAUGUGAGGUGGCAAGACUGCUUCAAGUCACACAACACAGUAUUGUACCAAUAAGCUACUUGGUACCAAGAAAGAGUUAUGAAGAAUUCCAUGCUGACCUUUUCCCUGAUACCCUUGGUGAUGUACCAGCCAUGACCUGCCAGCAGUGGUUUGAUGGACAAAACUUACAGAGAAAAAAGAUAAGUCUCAAUCCUUCCAAAAGGACCUCCAUCAAGUGCCCAAAAGACCCUAAGACAGGUUUACAUCAAUGCACAGCUGCUACAAAGCCAUCUGUGAAUGAUAAGCCCAAACUCCCAGCGGUCAAACCAUCCAUUCAAAAGGAACCAAAAGAAACCAAAACCGCUCCAUCCAAAGAGCAGGCUGCUCCAGCACAAGAAGAACCUCCUACCUCAACAAAGAAAACAUUUACAGGUGUGAGAGUGUCCAAGUUUAGACACAUCCAUGGAACGCCUUUGCACAAGAAGAACAACAUAGAGAACAUUCGUAACCUGAGCAUGUCAACAUUUGGGGAAUGUGAUGCCCUGUUGGUGAACAAAGAGUUUGUCGCUUGGCUCAUUGCUGGACCUGGUGGCCAGGUAGCAGUAUAUCAGCUUUCCAAUCCUUGCCGACUGCCAGACAGUGGAAUGCCAGUCAUCCAGUGCGGCAGUACAGUCAUGGACUUCACCUUUGAUCCAUUUAAUGACCACAGAAUGGCUGUUGCUUGUGAUACUGGUGUAAUUGGAAUAUGGGAGAUCCCACAAGGUGGACUGACUGAGAUCAUUGAUAAACCUAUCACUAGGUUAAUAGGCCAUAAAGACAAACCAACCAUAGUACGGUACCAUCCCAUUGCAUCAAAUCUUCUUGCUUCGGCUUCUCUUGAUUUGUCAAUCAAAUUGUGGGAUUUGAAGACCGAGAAGUAUGUUAUUACAUUACAGGGCCAUGAAGAACAGAUUUUCAGUUUCUGUUGGAGUUUGGAUGGAAAACAUCUUGCAUCAUUAAGCAGAGACAAGAAAAUAAGAAUUUAUGACCCCAGGGCAAAUACGACAUAUACCAAGAUUGGUGAUGGUCCAGAGGGUUCCAGAGGGGGUCGUAUCACCUGGGCAGGUCAUGAAGGACAAUACCUUGCCGUUUCAGGAUUUCAUAGAUCAAGUCACAGGAUCCUAUGUCUGUAUAACGUGAAUGACCUAUCAGCUGCUGUUCAUACCAUUACACUGGAGGUUGCUCCAUCCAUUCUUAUACCUUAUUAUGAUGAGGAUACUGGUGUUAUUCUCCUCUCUGGAAAGGGAGAUACUAUUAUCUAUGGCUUUGAAAUCAGUACAGAUGAUCCCCAUUUGUUUGAAAUUGGCCAUUAUAGAGCAGCACAACCCUUCCAGGCUGUUGGUUUCCUUGACAAGAGAGCAUGUGAUGUGCAGGCAGUAGAAAUAGCAAGAGCAGUGAAGCUAAGCACAACAAACAUUGAGCAGAUCAAGUUCGCUGUACCUCGUGUAAAGCCAGAGUAUUUCCAAGAUGAUAUUUUCCCUGAGACCAGAGUCAAGUGGGAAGCAGCACUCAGCUGCCAGGAUUGGCUUGCUGGAAAAAAUAAAGAACUCAAGAAGAUGAGCCUAAGACCACCAGACAUGAAACCAUUAAGUGAAGUCCCAAAAGAAACUAAUGUAGUCAAGAAGUAUAACAGUUAUAAAGAGCUGGAUGAUUAUAAAUCAGAUGAACAGAAAAAAGAAGAGCUCGUGACAGCCAUGGUAGACAAACUGGGUAACUAUGAAGAUGAUCCUCUUCCCCAAGAUAUGAUGGAAGGUGUUGAUGAUGAUGAAUGGGAUGACUAAGAAGGUGCAAGGUGGUACCAAAUAUUACAGUUAAAUAACUUUUUUAGAAAGGUCAAAAAGUCCCUUUUUGAGUGGAAACGUUUGGGUUAUAUAUAUUGGUAUUUAAAUUGUUUAAAUGAAAACCCCCAAAAUUCAUUCAUUCAAAAACUAGGUUCAUAAAAUAGUGAUUAAUCAGACCUGGAGCAGGUCUAUACGAUCACAAGAAAUCUUCAUUUAAGGUCAUACACAAACAUGCAUAAAACGAAAUAUGGAGGUGUGCACUGCCAGUCAAAAUUUCAAGUUUAUAUCUGUUAUUACAGCCGUUACAAGAGUGCUAUAAUUUUGAAUUAAUUCCAUACAUUCUUGCAGUUACAUUGUGUAAGGGCUUCUAGUUAGUACAUGCGCUGGUUUAAGAGAACAAUGCGAGAGUUACAACUAGGUUAAUUAGAUAUGAAUUAGUAUAUGUAAUAGGACUCCAUGCUGUCCAAUUAAGAAAUAAUUGGACGAGGAAAUUUCCGAGGACUGACAAAAUUGGAUGAGGCCGUAGACCGAGUCCAAUUUGGCAGUC